Molecule: messenger RNA, 672 nt
Organism: Acanthosepion pharaonis
Lineage: Eukaryota; Metazoa; Mollusca; Cephalopoda; Sepiida; Sepiidae
Source: the annotation of a GenBank genome assembly
AUGAAGUCUUGUUUUUUUUUUCUUCAUUUCCUUUUUUUUGGCUAUUCUAUUCUUCCGCCAUCUUUUGGCGGGAACUUCACGAAGAAAUGUUUUAUUCCCUCUAUCCGUACACCAACCAGCAUCCAUCUGUUCAUAAACACUUAUAAAAACCUUAAUUUCUAUCUAUCUAUCUAUCUAUCUAUCUAUCUAUCUAUCUAUCUAUCUAUCUAUCUAUCUCUGCCUAUCUCUCUCUCUCUCUAUCUUUCUAUCUUCUAUCCAAAAUAUUUCAUAUCUUUCUUAUCUAUCUAUCUAUCUAUCUAUCUAUCUAUCUAUCUAUCUAUCUAUCUAUCUCAGUCUGUUCAUAUCUAUCUAUCUGAUUUUGUUCAUAACUAUCUGUCCCAUUCUGUUCAUAACUAUCUCAAUCUGUUUCUAUCUAUCUAUCUAUCUAUCUAUCUAUCUAUCUAUCUAUCUAUCUAUCUAUCUAUCUAUCUAUCUAUCUAUCUCAAAAUGUUCAUAUGUAUGUAUCUAUCUAUCUCAAUCUGUUCAUCUCUCUCAUUCUCUCUAUCUAUCUAUCUAUCUAUCUAUCUAUCUAUCUAUCUAGCUCAAACUGUUCAUACGUAUGUAUCUAUCUAUCUCAAUCUGUUCAUCUCUCUCACUCUCUAUACCUAUCUAUCUAUCUAUCUAUCUAGCUAG